Messenger RNA from Amaranthus tricolor (Joseph's coat), 876 nucleotides. RefSeq lists its product as uncharacterized. Bases 255 to 599 code for a protein of 114 amino acids. The transcript has 2 exons. The record is from RefSeq and is a predicted model, not a curated record. NCBI's taxonomy places the organism in Eukaryota, Viridiplantae, Streptophyta, Magnoliopsida, Caryophyllales, Amaranthaceae.
CUCCCAACACUCUCUCCCUCUAACUACUCUCUCCCUCUAACUCUGCGUCCUGGUUCGCCACCAACAUAGGCGGACUGGCCGAGGCUACGGGGCGAGGUAGGCCGAGGAAGGAGGCGACGAAGCUAGCUGUACCACCACAGAAUUCAGGUGAACCGUCAACUUCAAACAAUAAGGACAAUCUCACAAUUGAGGAAGAGGAUCGCACAAACCCUAAAUCACAUGAUUUGGGGGUAAUUUGUCAGUCACCACCAUCAAUGAAGCUGAGCUGGUCCUCCAUUGUUCAAGGACCACCGUCCCUUGACUGGACUCAGCCAACAACACCAGCAGCAUCACCUAGCAGCACGCAGAGAGCACCUACCCAGAUUCCUUCGAACAUCUCAAAAGUUCGGACUCUCCAUGUGACCUCGCAAGGACCAUCAUCACGUGUUUUGACCCAGACUGCCUCACCACUGCUUAAUGUGAACAACAUUCAGAGUGCAAAUAUGCAGCAGGUUCCAUCGUUCAAUUUAGCAGAGGAGACCCUUCCUUCUCAAGAUUUCAAACGUUUCUUCCCAAUUAAAAAAUGGAAUCACCUAUGGAUGAGAGUGUUGGAAAAAUAACUUAUAUGUAAUUUCGACCCACAUCGAAGAAUUAGAAAGAUGUUAACUAUCAUAUAAUAGGCUACUCCUACUAUUACCAAUUGGUUUUAAGAUGAAACAUCAUCAAAUUUAUCUACAGUCAUUCUUCUCUUAUGCAGAUUGUGUUAUGUACAAGUCUAAUAAUAAAUUAUCAGUAAUAGUUAAAAGGUAAUGGUAAUUACUAAUAAGUAGUAAUUGGUAUUGGGAUAUGCCGGCAAGAAUGAUGUCUCCCUUAAUCUCAAUCUUGUUAGUUACAAAG